UGGAUCAGCUGUUGAGAAGAAAUCAGUUUCAGGGAUGCUGUAAUGCGGUGUUAUAAUCAACAGGUUUGUGUGGUGGAACGUGCUGUGUUGAUGGACGUUUAUGUGAGUUUUUCUGGGAUCGCAUACAUUGAAAACUCUGCGUAGAGGGGUUUUUUUAAAGUUUUUUUUCUCUCUCUCUUUGUCAUCUGCGUGAUGUCGUUUGACGGAGGAGGUCAAUUCGACUGUUCCCAUCUGUCCGGACAGUACACGAUGGAGGUGGAGUACAAAAGUGAGACAAAUGGACAAAACAUGCAGCAGGAUGAAGGAAUCGGCAACGUUGAAGAAAUACCUCCACUUCCAAAACAGCAGAUAGAUGCGUAUGGCCAGUUUGCGACCCCGUUAGAAGCGGAGGCCACGCUAUCGACGUCCCACGACUCGGGUUACGGAGAUGACUUCUCGCAGAGUCUCGAAUGUUACGAGCAAUACGACCCCGUUGUGGAGUGGAAGGCGCGCAAGCUGUCGCUGUACAGCCCCGUGAGGUGGACGCCGUUCUGGCCCAUGGGCGACAUCGACCACGCGGGUUUCGAAGGAUUCGAGGAAGACAUCUACAGACAUCGGCUCAGCGUGGAGCGAAAAUUCCACCCAGUCAAGUGUCUCUCUCGACAGUCAGAGAUCAGCCCGGUACUGCGCGGCCUGCUGGUGAACUGGGUAACGUCACUGUGCCAGCAGAACGUGCUGAGCCAGAGCACGCUGUUCCUCAGCGUCAACAUCAUCGACCGAGUCUUCUCCGUCAUCUUCGUCGCCAGCGAUUGUCUCCCCUUGCUGGGAAUUACGUCCUUACUCGUGGCAGCGAAACUGGAGGAGGUGUCGCCGCCGGAGAUUGCCGAUCUGGUGGAGGGGAUGACGUACACGCGAGCCUCGGUCAAGGAGCUGGAGCAGCUGGUGCUGAUGGCGAUCAAGUUCGACCUGAUGGUGCCCACGUCGCUCUUCUUCCUCGAGUUCUUCGCGGCGGCCUGCACAGCCACAUCGUCCGACGCCGACAUCGAGAACCUCAGACAAGCUCGUGCGUUCGCCCGCUGUGUGCUACACCUCUCGCUCCAAGACUACGACCUGUGCCAGUUCCGCCCCUCCCUGCUCGCUCUGUGCAUGUGGAAGGCGGCGGUGCGGCAGAUCGGGGUGUCCGACGGCGAGUACUACCCGUCGGGCAUCUACUGCACGCGGGGGCGCUACGACAAGUGCCUGUCCCAAGUAAAGUCGUUCACCAGAGCCCUGAUGGACAGCUACCCGGACAUCUUUAACAUCAGCGAGAAGUUUCGCAAUCUGCAGGGCGUCGAUUAAGUCUUUAGGCGUUACAUUUUUUUCUACUUUAUUUUUUACAUGCCUAGCCAAUGUCCUUUCCAGUGUUCAGGCAUGUCUUCCCCGGCCCUUACCUACCCCUGGCAUGGCCAGCGGUUUGGUCCAUGGGAGAGUCGAUUAAGGAACACUGCUUAGGUUAAAAGAACAAAAAUUCAAAGGAAAAAAUAACGCGCAUGCGCACGCUGUUUUGAAAAAUGGCGCAUGCGCACAGUUUUCUCUAUGAGUGGAAAAACAAUUAGUGCUAAUAUACAACGAUCUCAUCAUCAUCGUCAUCAACAUGCGGUGCAUGAAGUUGACGUGUUAACCCAAAGUGUCGUCUGCAAGAAGUUCGUGUUCUGCCCGUUGCGUAAUGUAACAAUGAUUCUGAUUGAACAGCCAGCUGUAUGACGUCAUGUCCGAUUGUCUGGCACUGGCUGAUUGACAGUCGUUUGGAGUUCUCGCCAACUGGUUGAUUGUGUCAUUGCUACUGUGUUAUGAAUAGAAUUGAUCACAUUGCUAUUUAUUCAGAAGUUGUAAUAAUAUUAUUAGAUUCUAUCACAGAAAUAACAGGCCAAAAAUCAAAAUUGGAAUUAAUUUUUGUUUUGUUAUGCAAAUGACCCCAGUGUUUAAAAAAAUUGGUAAUUUAACAUUACAAUACCAAACGUUUAGCAAAUUCGUUGAUAAAUAGUUAAUUUUUGUUUCAAAAAAGGUUUAUGAAAUUUUGUUUAGCAAUGAAAUUAUGAAGCUUUGUUGUAUAUUACUUGACCCUGGUUCUAUCAAAGUAAGUGCCUACAAUGUGUAUUUCUUAGGUGUAUAUAGAAUGCUGAAGUAUAAAAAUGUGUGCAAAAACAUUUAGGUAAGAAAAAACCUGGGAGAUUUUCGGGGAUUCUGAUACCUUAUAUUCGUUCACUUUUGCGAAAGAAGCAACAUUGAUUGAGGUGGGGCGUAGAAAUUUCUUUCCGGGAAACCGACUCUACCUAAAAAAGAAAGAAAAAAAAGGGCCGGCUCUAACUUUUUUCUUCUUCUUUUUUUAUUAUUAUGUAUUUUAUUUGGACUUGUAAAGGUAAUGUAUUUAAAAAAAAACCAUACUCAACAACACUUAAAAACGAAGAAGUAAAAGUUCUAAACGGAAAAAGAGGACUCCCCCCGACCUAAUUUGUUGGCAUGUUCCCGGAAACACACUUAAAAAUCCGAAUGUUUGCUAAUUUGUAUUUGAUUUAUUUAUUCAAGUGCUUACGUAGAAAUUAGAACACCUCAAAAACAUUUCAGUACUAAUUACCCCCGGCCCCUAGUGAAGUUUUAUCCCAGGAUCUGUGAGUAAUAUGACCGAGCAAUAAAAUAAUGUCCGUAUUAGGCCCAAAACACACCGAAGCUAGGUCUAGGUCUGGGUCUGAGGCUCUGGGUCUGGCGAGUGUGGCAGAAUGUGGCAAAGUCAAAUGUGUGUCUGUAACUGCAAUGUGCUAUCUAUCUAUCUAUCUUAUCUAUAUCUAUAUCUAUAUCUAUAUAUAAUAUGCUAUCAUAUCUUAUACUUUACUGAUAUAAACAUCAACAAUAAGCAUGAAAAAUCCACAUUGAUUAAUAUAUACCUUUUCUUUUGUUUAUUGAGAAAAAUGAAUGAGUAAAGUUCAAACAAUGUGCAGUGUUAAAAUAUAGCGCAUGUUCUAUGUCGUCUGUUGCUAGAUCUUUAGUUCGCGCCAGCACAAACGCGGUGUGUUUUGUCACAUUCAAUUCAGUGCGUUUCAUUUUCGACUUGUACCAUACUCGCCAAACCCAGACCCAGAUGUGUGUUUUGUCACAUUCGAUUCAGUGCGUUUAAUUUUUGACUGGUACCAUACUCGCCAGACACAGACGCAGAUGCGGUGUGUUUUGUCACAUUCGAUUCAGUGCGUUUCAUUUUUGACUGGUACCAUACUCGCCAGACUCAGACACAGACACAGACUCGGUGUGUUUUGGGCCUUACGAAGCACCAGGUAAAAGUAAUGUUAGAUGAUAUCUACUGCUAUGAGAGUCUGUGUUUUAUGUAUAUAGCAAAUUAUGUGGUAUUUGAUUUAUGAAAACAGAGGGCUAUUCUUAAAAUGAUCCAUUGGAGGUGAGCAGAAGUAAUUUUCUUCUUCCCAGUGACCCCCACAAUAAGAAAGAAGCGUACGGACGACCUUGAGAAUAAAUGAGUAACCUAUCUUGAUAGCAGCAGGUUUUCUCUUCCCAUUGUCUUAACUACGACUCUUUCUCUAUCUCUUUAUGUGUUUGUCUGGGAGUAUCUCUCUCUCUCUCUCUCUCUCUCUCUCUCUCUCUCUCUCUCUCUCUCUCUCUCUCUCUCUCUCUCUCUCUCUCUCUCUCUCUCUCUCU
Molecule: messenger RNA, 3660 nt
Organism: Gigantopelta aegis
Lineage: Eukaryota; Metazoa; Mollusca; Gastropoda; Neomphalida; Peltospiridae
Product: cyclin-O-like
Exons: 5
Coding region: 193-1317 (374 amino acids)
Biological process (GO): mitotic cell cycle phase transition; regulation of cyclin-dependent protein serine/threonine kinase activity
Cellular component (GO): centrosome; cytoplasm; nucleus
Molecular function (GO): cyclin-dependent protein serine/threonine kinase regulator activity
Source: RefSeq, a predicted model, not a curated record